Rhodofomes roseus is the source of this 1172-nucleotide messenger RNA. RefSeq names its product HAD-like protein. The transcript is spliced from 2 exons. Bases 204 to 1046 code for a protein of 280 amino acids. Lineage: Eukaryota; Fungi; Basidiomycota; Agaricomycetes; Polyporales; Fomitopsidaceae. The record is from RefSeq and is a predicted model, not a curated record.
GAUAGCGUCAGAUAACCAUCCAGUGAGUCAGCUUGACUGUACCCCAGCGCAUCUUGCUCGACGGGUCCGAGUCGUCCGUCGCGCAUAGCGUGACCAGGAAUGCGACGAAGGAUAUAUACUGAUUUGGUUCGCGCAGGGCAAACCACGGCAUAAGUACCAUAUACUGUAGCCCGCUUGCAUCCUUCACUGUCCAGUCUGCUACCAUGUCACCGAAGCUUACCGACUACAAGGUCAUCAUGUUUGACGUCUACGGGACGCUCAUCGACUGGGAGACGGCCAUAGCCCGUGCCCUCGAACCCACUCUCGCAGGGACGCCCCUCGCUUCCCGCGACGCCGCCCUAACAGCGUACUGCAGCGUCGAGCGCGAUUUGCAGACCCGCUACCCCACUAUGCUCUACAGCGAGGUCCUCGCCCGGGUCUAUGCCGAGCUCGAGGCGCGCGCUCACAACAAGCUCACGCCUGCCGAACCCUCCGGAACCACCGCAGCGAGCGUCGAGACCAGCACGGGCACGGUCACCUCGGGCACCACCGUCGGGUCUUCCGCGUCAGCAUCUGAACCCCCGGACGCGCACACCGCCUUCGGGCAGAGCAUAGGGAGCUGGGCGCCCUUCCCCGACACUAUCCCCGCGCUGGUGACGCUUAGCAAGCACUUCAAGCUCACCGUCCUCUCCAACGUCGACCGCGCGUCCUUCGCCCACACCCAGCACGCGCUUGAGGGCCCGCCCGACGCGCCGCGCUUCCGCUUCUCGGCGAUCUACACCGCGGAGGACGCCGGCGCGUACAAGCCCGACCCGCGUGCGCGCGAGUACGCGCUGCGCCGUGUCGAGGCGGAGCUCGGCGUCCCGAGGGAGCAGGUCCUCGUCGUCGCGGCGAGCGUGGCGCAUGAUAUUCAGCCAUCGCGUGAGGUAGGCUUGGGGACGGCGUGGAUCUCUAGGAAGGGCACGCAGAUUGGCUGGGAUGAGGCCGAGGGGUCGAAGGCGACAUUCAGGUUUGACACGCUGGGCGAGAUGGCGGAUGCAGUCGAGAAGGAGACAAGCGGAGCAUGAGCAAAAUGUCCCAGGGAUGCCAAUGAUGUUGUCGCAUGUUUCGUGAAGUAAUCGCAUGUAAGACGUGAACUCCUGGACUUGAGGGAGGAUCAAUGGCGUUGGUCCCAAAGGCAACAAAUUUGUCGA